AUCUUACCACAGCAGGUGGGAAAUGUUUUUGAUUGAAGUGAAAAAGUGAGAUCCACCUACCAAUGGCAGGCAAUAUGUUUGCUGGUAAACAUGGAGUUAAUCCUAGACGUCACUCCGCUGACUCCGGAGAUGCACGCGAAGGAGUUCUGGAGCUGGCCAACCUAAUGACUAAUCCAGUGGUGCAUCCCAGAGAUUUACCUAUAAUAAGUCGUGGGAAACCUAAAGAUAGUAUUGGAGCUCUCAAUAUUUCUUUGCAUCAGGUAUGGAAAACAUUUCUUAAAUGAAAAUUGCAACUUGAUAAUGCUUUCAAAACAUACUGUGAGUGAAACUUAUAAGACAAUAAUGAUACAUCUUUUAAAGAACACCACUGACUAAGCUUUUCCAAGGUAUUAAUCAUGACAAUUUUUUAAAUACUGAAGCAACUUAUCUUAUAAGCGAUAGUAGCCCUCUUUUCGGUCUUCUAUAAAUAAAAAAAAAUUAGUGGCAGGCUGCUAGUAUUUCUUAAAUGUUCCUUGCUAUCUUUUGCACAAAAAACUGUUUGUGUUUAAGUGAGAUUUAAAUGGCAUUUAUGGAUUGUUAAAAGCUUAACUUAAAUAAGACUGUAGUAAUAUGUAAGUUUUUUGCUUUGUAAAAAAAAAUAAUACAGAUUACGAAAAAAAAAUCUUUUUAUUUUGAAUUCAGUGUGCCAGAGAUGGGGAUGAGAGCAACAUGUGGAUUCUACUUAAGAGCUUAGGUGCAAAUGUGAGAAAGAAGAUAAACCAGUAUGAUGAAGACAGUUUAACACCCCUCCAUUAUGCUGCUCGCUAUAAUCACCUGAGUGUGGUCAAACUUCUUGUGGAAGCCGGGGCGGGUAAUAAAGCUUAUAAUAAAUACAUUUUUAAAAUGUCAAGGAAAUCACAUUGUGGUUAUUACACAGUGAAAAGCCAGGCCUAUAGCAGAGGUUACUUUUGAGAUAUUAUAUGCCCAAGACAUUUUUGUGAACAUUAAGAUUUUUCUCAAAUACAAGGUAUAAAGAAAAAUUGAAUUAACCAACCAAUAAAAAAUAAUAAUCAUUUGUUUAAUUUUUUGCUAACUCACAUAAUACGGAUAAAGGGCUUGUAGUUCUUAAAUACUAUUUUUUUACUCGCUUUUAUAAAAUGUAUUAGCACAACAUGAAAAGAUAUGUUCCUUGGCUAUUAAAUGUAAUAAUACAUUUGUUUCUCUUGUUAAGGGAUAUCUGAAUCUUUUUAAAAUAAUUAAAUGAGAAGCAAAGCUUACAACCUAAAUCGUGGCAAUUUUUAAUAGAUGUGCAUGCUGCUGGAGAAGAUAAGAUCACACCAUUGCACCAUGCUGCACGAUACAGACGAGAACGGAUCACAAGGAGAAAACCGGGGCUUUCAAUUCAAACAGGCAGUGUAUGUUAAUAAUAAUAAACACACAUUGUUCUUGGCUACAAGUGAUUCAAAUCACAGAUAUUCAGUUCAUUUCCAAACACCUAUUCAAUUGAGAUCUGACCUGUGUGUUUAAGACUGGUUCAUAAUUUUCAAUACAAAUCUGCGAGUAUAACUAUAAACUUUUUUUUUUUUUUAGGAAUCUUUAAUAUUAACCAAAAAGAUAAACAAGAAGAAAAAAAAGCUAAACAUUUUACUAUAAAAUCCAAUUUUGAAAAUUCCAUUGAACAUUUUUUUAAAAGUGGCUUUGAAAAACUAAUUUUAAAUUCUUUAGCUUGGAUUGGCAAUAUGUGCUGCUUUAUGUCUUACCAUAAGUUUAGAUAAAAUAAUUUGAUUGCCUGGACAAGCAUUGUUAAUUUUACAAACUACUAUCCCAUCUAAUUUUAAAAAUGCCGCUCAGAUGCUUUGCAUGGCAUUUGUGUUUUUAUUUGUAUUUCGCAGCUCCUACUGUGUAGAUAUGAAUUAUUUCUUAACCAUUCCGCUAUUUAUGAAGUAACAUGUUUUCCACAUUUGAGCAAUCUUAACAAUGAAUUCGUUCAUAACCUUUUGUGCACACAACACCUGGUAUUCAUGUAUCCACCUAAUGAGAAACAAGUGCUCUGCUCAUUGAUAAUUUAAGUGCACAUUCUUAUUGGCAAUUUGAUAAACGGUGCAACUGACUUUUUCUGUAAGCUCUGCAGAAGAUAAUUUAUUCUAUAUAAUUAGGUAGCUUUGUAAUGCAGGUAUCUUCACAUGGAUUCAGGCUAUAAAUAAUUUCAUUACUAUUACUAAAGGUGCCUACAACCCCAGACUUUGAUUUUCUCCGGGAUGAGGAGGAUGAGAAAGAUAUAGCUGCUAAUCGAGUGAGAAAAAACAAGAAAAUAAUGAAAUUUCACAAUAUGAAAGCUGCCGAGAGCGAAACAAUGCUACAGGUUUCUUUAUUAUUUUUUUUUCAUUAUGUAAUUUGAUAUAGUUUUAUCUAUGCAUUAGCUAUAACACAUAGUUUACAUUAGGGAAGCUCAAACUUCAUGAUUUAAAAGUUGGUAAACUCAACAUUUUCAUAAUUUUUAUGUUGUUCCUAACACUGAUGUUGUGAAAUGUAAUUUUUCUAUUUCUUUAGAUAUUAAUAUAAUAACUUUAAAUUGUCUAACCACAAUUAUUGUCACAUGAACUUAUUGCUUACUUGUAAGUAAUUACAAUGCUUAAAAUUGACCCAUAAAACAAUUGCAGUUUCAAUAAAAACACUGUUUUUUUUUUCUUUAACCAUAAUUUAGAUGUUUAAAAUAACAUCUUGAUUGUGUGUGAAAAGAACUGCAGAAUUAUUUUUUUAUUUAAAAAAAAGAAAAGAGAGAGAUGACUCAUGGAAUUCUGAUUUUAUAGAGAGUUUUAUCUUUAACAUGUAAAGUAAGCAUGCAGUUUUUAUUAUACAAAGUUACCUUCUGCACUCAAUGCACUUCUUCCAUCUACCAGUCUGAUCACCUCUACCAAUCAUGUUAUCCUUAACAUAAGUCACAGUCCAGCAUUUGUUGUUUUUGGCAUCAAUGACUGUCUACUUUUUUUUAUGGAUUUUUUUUUUUUUUUUAAAGACACAUCGCCCAUGUUAAUUCCCUCAAUUUUAAAAUGAGCGUUAGAACUUUAUUCUAAUCAAGCUGAUGGAUGUUGCCUUAUGGUAUCACUGGCAAAAUCACUGCAUUUAAUUUGUAAAACCUAAUGGCAGUGGUUUGUUUGUGCAGGACCCUUGACCCAGACAGUGUCACCAUUUUUUUAUAGGGAAGCUUCUCUGUGAAAUAUCAAACUUGUUCAAAUUACUUGAAAGGAAAAUAUUAUGAAAUAGUUCAAUUUUGUUGAGGGAAGCUCACCCAUUAUUUGUUUGGAUAGUUCAAAAGACAACUCCGUUAAAAUUUUAAAUAUCCAUGAAAGUUAACUCCAGUUUUGUAUUAAUUUGUGUUACUGUGAAUAAAAAAGCAAUAAUGAGACAAUAAGGAAAUAUACAGCUGAUAUAGUCACUCCACGUCAUUUUGAAUAUAUUUCAGAGUUUAAGAAGGUAAGAAAUAGCUGAUCCCUAGUUAGAGGUAUGGCUGUUGGAAAAAAUAGAGAUAAUUUAUUUUUUUUCUUUUCACCACAAACCAGUAGUUUCAAUUCAAAUUAUCCUGUGGGAAAAAUCUAUAUCCAUUCCUUGGAUUCAAGAAAUCUCAAAAUUUUCCCCUACAACUUUGUCCCUGGGAAAUGCAAACGGCACCCUCUUUAUAAUAAAUAAAUAUAAACUAAAAAACUGGAAGUAAUAAGCAUAACAAAAUAAAUACAAUAAACUGCAAUUUGUCCACUAACACAGCGUUCGCUGAAUGGUUUUCCAUGGACUGGCACCAGUCCAGGAGCCUUAUGAUGCCUGUGGGCAAAACAUGAAAUAUUUAUAGUCAAAUAAUAAAGUAUAAUACAUCUGACACCAACCCCUGGUGCAAUUUCGAAACUUGUCCUCCACCGGUCAGCCUAACAUAAGAGUUUGGGAAACGCUGCACUAAGAGACAUUUAAAAGUUAUUCUUCUGCCCCUGCAUAUUUAAAAUAUCUGUCAAUUGAGUUUCUUAUAGUUCUUUAAAAAGAACACCUAUGUUUAGAAAAGAAGCAUGUGUGGUUAAACCUGAAAAGCUUUUGCUUAAUAUAGUUUUGGACAAGUUUCACCACUUGAUAAAACCCUUUCCUAUUUUAUGUUUACAUUAAAAUUAAUUACUAAUACAAACUAACAUCUGUGGUUAAACUAUUUAGGUUGCAAUUCCUACAAUGUGCCAUUUUUUUUUUGUAGAUCAAAUAUUUAUUUAUUUAGUUAUUUUUUUUGGAAUGAAUAUAAUCUGUUCACAUUUAUUUUGUUUAUGAUUUUUUUCUAAACUUCUAACCGUCUUGUCAGUCACAAAGUUCAACCAUUUUUAAAAAUUGGACUGUUGUACUCUUUAUGUUUGCUCCUUUCCCCCCUUUUAAAUUUAUUUUCUUGCACAGAUCCACUGAAGUUGAAAGAAGGUUAGUUGUUUCCGUUUGUGUGCAUUUCCUUUCAAAUAAUCUCAUGUGUGUUUGGAAAUUUGAAGUAUGUUUUGAAGCUGAAGCUAGUUUAUCUUUGGUAUUUGAACAAUUCAGUAGAGUACACAGGUCUUUAUUUCUAGCAUUUAUAUUAAUGUUUAGGAUAGUUGAACAUUUUUAGCCUAGUACUAAUUUACCCCCAUUUGAAAUUCAUGACAUAGGAUUAGGAAGUUACUAUUUCUUUUUUGUGGGGGAUAAAAUUAGAAAUGUGAAAGAAGCUACAGAAUCUUACAUUUAUCAAAUUAAACAAGUGUAUACAAAUUAAGACGUCAAUGCAGUUCAUAACUUUUUUUGUCAAUUUAAUCCUAAAGCUGGCAUGUCAUCAGGCAGACCAACUCUACCUUCUUCUCCCUUCCCGGCUUUUGCUUUCCUUGUUCUGUUCUUUUUGGUUAUAGAAUUUUUUAUUUCAAUACAACUUUGUUCAAUUUGUCCCAGCUGUACCAUUCUCCUCUAGAAUUAUAUUUCUGUUGAAUCAUGAAUUGAGUUUUGAAAAAAACAACAAAAAACUUUAAAUAUUUUCUACCAAAUUUAAAUACAUUUUUAGUCUUGUUUUGAGAUGAAGGAAAAUAUUUUUUUAAUUUAUUGUUAAAUUAAAUAAAUAUUAAAAUAGGCUUUUCUGAUUUUAAACUUCUAUUCUGAAUAAUUUCUCCCAUAAUACAUUUAGUAUUGAGACAUUUUUCAUCAAAUAUAAUUGCUAUCUCCAUUUAUGAAAAAAAGAAAUGUAUCUACUUUUCUUGCUUGUUUUGAAUACAUUUUAAUUCCCAUAAUUCCAUACUCUGCUAGCAAUGUCUGUUUUCAAGUUUGUAAAUAUCAUAAAUAAGCAUCUAUUUAAAAAAAUUCUGUAUAAAAGCAGAUGUACAAUUAAAUUUUAAAAAAAAAUCUUCAUUGUUUUGAGCAGUUAGCUAUAUUCUCAGCCAUUAACCUAUGUAUCAGUGGUCCUCCACAUGUUUGACUGUGGGAUGUUAUGUGAUGAUUUAAAGUGCAAAAAAAAUGUAUGCCCUGUAUCCCUGCGUGGCCCAGUUCCUAAUAGGUUGAGGCCCAGUGGUUGGGGACCUCUGUUCUAAAUGACAAGUUUCGUUUGAUAAUAAUUUUCAAAGUCUUUUAUCAAGCUUACCACCAGGGUAAUAUUUACUGCCAGCUAUCAGCCACUUAGAGAAACUCCUCAAUUCCAGAAGCACCAUUUGAAAAUAAUUGUCAAUUUCAUUAACCCUAACCUCUCUCUUCUAUGGCAUACAUUUAGCUAUGAGAUGCAUUUAAAAGCUAGAAUUGCUUGAACUUAAUAUAAAAAUAAGUAUGCCCAAAAAUAUUCCUGAAAAUUAUGGAUUUUUUAAAUUUUGUUUUGUAUUAAAAUCUUAGUAAAUUAAAUCCAUAUUGUGGAUUGUUGAUGUGGUUAUACUUAAAAGAAUAGUAAGUAGCUCCAUCUCUAAAGUAAAUCAGUAUCUACGAUUCUUAUUUUCAGCAUGUGGGCUUGAAUGGUGGGCCAUCAUCUGAACAAUUAGACCGGGACCCUGAUGGCAGCAUAGUCUCUUACUUGGUUAACAAAGGAGCCAACAUUAACGCUACUGACAUCUAUGGGCAGACACCUCUGCAUUUUGCGGCCAUGAGAGGCAACGAAGUGGCUUGCAGCAAUCUCUUGUUCUUCAAGAAUAAAAUUAAGAUUGAGGUGAGGAAACUAGACUUUAAGUUUUAUUAAAUGAUGAUCAGAAGUGUUCCUGCUUUUCAUUUGGAAACUAAAAACAUUUUUUAAACAGAUCACAACUCUUCUGGGGCAAAAUUUUUUAAAUCUAAAAUCCGUUUUUAAAAAAACAAACUUUUCAGAUUAGUGAAGAAAUUAUAAUUAAUCAAAAUAUAAUAUAGAACACACAUUUUGAUUUUAAAAAUGUGAAAAUUGUAAUAAUAUUUCUACAUUAUCUUAAAUCAAACUUCUGUAAUAAAGUUAUGAUAAAUUUAUCCUUUACUUUUAGAUGUUUUGCUUAAUAUUGUUUUUCUCUUCAAAACCUGUUUUAAUUAAAGCUCUGUUUUUAUUAAUUGUAAAGUUAUUUCAUAAUUCUUUAAUUAUAAAUAAAUAAUAGAGAUUAAUUUUUGUUUACUAAUAACAAUAAAAAAAUAUAGUGUAUUUGAAAUGAAGGUUUAUGACAAGAGAUGAGAGAUAUUUUGCAAAAGCUGUGCAUUGUUUUCAUUGCAUGAAUUUGUUGAAUGAAAUCUCUAUCAGACAUUGCCUAUUAUCAGAUAUUAUGGAGACUAUUUUUUAAAAUAAAUAAAGACAGAUGUGGUUUUCAAAUUAGGCAAAACAUUUGCUGUUUAUCUUUGUUGUUUUUUUAUCAAUAAAUAAGAAUUUGCUACACUUAAUGACCAGUUUUGUCCCCUAAUUUAACCCAUUUGCAGAUCUGGACAUUUCAUUUUUAUUUCCCUUCAGGCAAAUGACAACCAGGGCUACACCCCCCUUCACACAGCAGCCAUUCACAACCACGUAGAGAUAGCUCGCAUGCUCAUAGAAGCUGGGGCCAGCUUGAUGUGCAGGGACAAGGAGCUCUGCACCCCACUGCAUCAUGCAGCCUCUGAGGGAAACUUGGCUCUCGUUCAACUCUUGCUUGAUGCCGGUGCCAACUCUCAGGAAGGCUGGAUUACAUUGACUGAGGUCAGCGUGGACUCUUAAAAUUCACUUAUUUUCAUAUACUAUUACAUUUUCCUCUCAAGCACUAUUUUUUUUCUUUAAGAGAAACAAUACAGAUUUAUUAACAUGAAUUUUUGUUUUUAACUAGUGUAUUCAUUUCAUGAAAGAUAAAAAUAACUAGUUUAAAAUUUAUUUAACAGAUGAUCAGUGCAACCGAAAUAGAAAUGAGCUCACCGUUACACGUGGCAGUGGACAAUGGUCAUUACGAAGUUGUUAAGCUUCUCUUGGAAAAAUGUGAGUAGUUAACCUGUCCCUGUGUUUUACUUUGGAAGCAAUCACUUCACAAGUUUGGAUUGUUUUACUUUACAAAAUUGUUUAUGAUAUUGUAACUUCACAUUUAGAGAAUUUUCUACAUCUGGUGUUGAAAAAAACAACACUUUAAAAAAAAAACUUCGUUCAUGUUUUACAGAACACCACUGAAAAGUUCGAGGUUGACAAUUUUUAUUUACUCCCAGGUGCUGAUGUCAACAAACCCAGAAAGCAUUUCAUGUACCCCUUACACCUAGCGGCACAGUCUGGGGAUGUUCGUAUUGCCACAUUGCUGGUGGAAAACCACGCACGCAUCGAUGCCCUCAAUGACGACCAGGCCACGGCCCUCCACAGAGCCGCGGCUCUUAACCACGUUCAAGUAGUGGAGUUUUUGGUAGAAAGGUAC
Messenger RNA from Lymnaea stagnalis (great pond snail), 7805 nucleotides. NCBI's taxonomy places the organism in Eukaryota, Metazoa, Mollusca, Gastropoda, Lymnaeidae. The record is from the annotation of a GenBank genome assembly.